UGGUCAGAGAUUAGAGGACUUGCACUUUCCCAAGGUUCUCCCACUAAUAGUAUACCUUUUUUAACUUUUUAACUCUGAAACCAGUUGUCAAGUUACAGGCUGCUCAGUGUCAAAUUUAGUCUGAUAACAUUCCUCUGGAGUACCCUGGGAGAGUUUACUAUGCUAAAGGCAGUGUAUAAAUGCCAGGUGUUGUUGGCAUCUGACAAAUGAGAUUUGCUGAUUGCGCAGCAAUCUAGUUUGUGAAGUUGGUGAUCAGCUGGACAGAAUAGAUUGAAGUUUCAUGUCUUUGACGACUUUGUGUAUGGCUCCUCACAGUACCACAGUUAAGACUGGGCUUCACUCUUCAAAGAUACAUGGAUUUGCAGAUCCUUAUUAGAAAGGUUUAACAAGCACAUCCCUUCCUUUGAGCCUCAGAUCAUGUCAGCACAGAGCAACAUCAACCUGGGACCAUCCGCCAAUUCCUUUGCCAAACCAACAGACUUUGAUUUUCUAAAAAUAAUUGGGAAAGGGAGCUUUGGAAAAGUUCUCCUUGCGAAACGUAAGUCUGAUGGUAGGUUUUAUGCUAUUAAAGUCUUGCAGAAGAAAAUGAUCCUGAAUAGGAAAGAUCAAAAGAACAUUAUGUCUGAACGCAAUGUGCUACUGAAGAACCUCAAGCAUCCUUUUCUGGUUGGGCUCCACUACUGCUUUCAGACAACAGAGAAACUUUAUUUUGUCCUGGACUAUGUUAACGGUGGUGAGCUGUUCUUCCAUUUGCAACGAGAACACACUUUUCCAGAACCAAGAGCUAGAUUUUAUGCAUCGGAGGUGGCCAGUGCCAUAGGAUACCUGCAUUCACUCAACAUCGUGUACCGGGAUUUGAAGCCUGAAAAUAUUCUCUUGGAUUCUCAGGGCCAUAUUGUACUGACAGACUUCGGGCUUUGUAAAGAAGUAAUAGAACCAACAGGAACAACCUCUACUUUCUGUGGGACACCUGAGUAUCUUGCCCCAGAAGUUUUACAAAAACAACUCUAUGAUCGCAAUGUUGACUGGUGGUGCUUUGGUGCGGUCCUCUUUGAGAUGUUGUUUGGACUGCCUCCCUUUUACAGUCAAGAUGUAGCUGAAAUGUACAAUAACAUUCUUCACAAGCCGCUCUACUUGCCUAUGGGAAUAUCAGCAGCUGCUCGUGAUAUUCUGAUGGGACUCCUACAAAAAGACCAGAAGAGAAGAUUAGGAGCUGAAGCAGAUUUUCUUGAUAUAAAAAAACAUGCAUUUUUUUCAUCCAUUAAUUGGGAGGAUAUCUACCACAAGAGAAUUACCCCACCAUACAAUCCCAAUGUGGCAGGCCCUGGUGACCUCCAGCAUUUUGAUCCCGAAUUCACUGAAGAAAUUGUCCCUAAUUCUGUGGGACGCAUUCCUGACUCUACUAUGAACAGCCCAACAACAACAAGUGCAUUCCUGGGAUUUUCCUAUGCUACUACAGAUGAUAAUUUAAGAUGAUAACUAAGUAUUUAGGUGAUCUGAGAAACUUAAAUGAACAUGCAAUCAGGAAGAAGAGAAUGUCACAGAUAAGAUGGCUUCAGCCCAAAACCUUCUGGAGAAAUUAAUGUUUAUUUUGAAAGAAAAAUGACUUGUUUACAGUCUUCUGAACAGUAUAAUGCAUAUGAGUAUGUGUUUUUGAAAUACUUCAUGUAGUCAGUCUCCCAUUAGAGUAUCAAUGUGCCUGUGCAACUCAAUUCUAAACAUGUAAGCACAUGAACAUUUACCUGGGUAAAAAUGUCCCCAUCUCUUCUCUACCUGUUUUGCUUUAAUGUUAUGCAUAUCUUUGUAACAUCCAGCCUGUAAUAUAUCUUGAUGUUGAUUUUGUUUGUUUUAGUCAUUAUGAGCAAGCUGACACUUAG
Hemiscyllium ocellatum (epaulette shark) is the source of this 1877-nucleotide messenger RNA. RefSeq names its product serum/glucocorticoid regulated kinase 2a (gene sgk2a). Gene Ontology annotation, biological process: protein phosphorylation. The coding region runs from base 418 to 1476 and encodes 352 amino acids. Lineage: Eukaryota; Metazoa; Chordata; Chondrichthyes; Orectolobiformes; Hemiscylliidae. The transcript is spliced from 13 exons. Gene Ontology annotation, molecular function: protein serine/threonine kinase activity; ATP binding. The record is from RefSeq and is a predicted model, not a curated record.